UACCUAAUGCCUUUUUAUAUUUCAUGUACCACAGGACUAAUCAGUGAGAUUUUUCUUAUAACUUUGAAUCCAGUAUAAGAAAAAGUAAUAAUUUAUACAUUAUUACUCUUUCGUCUUCUAUAUAAAGCCUCCACUGGCCAUUCAUGAACCUCACACAACCAUUCAAUCCAUCAAUGGCAAGCGCUACAGCCCGAGGCUUAGUCCUGGCUCUCCUGGCGAUGACCUUCAUCGCAAUCAGUACUGUCGAGUCAGCUAUUCCUUGCAGCAAAGUGGCGACCAAGCUCAUAAACUGUGUCGGUUACGCGCAGCACGGUGGCCAGUUGCCGGCGGCUUGUAGCGGCGGCGCGAAGGAACUGAAGGCGGAGGCGAUUACUGCAGAGGACCGCAGAACUGUUUGUAGCUGUAUUAAAUUACUCGCCCAGCAAGUCGGCGAGCUGAAUCAAAGUCUUCUGGCUUCCAUUCCCGGCAAGUGCGGAGUGGAUAUUGGCUGCCUUAUCAGCUUGUCCGUCGACUGCUCUAAGUAAGCUGAUGAAUUGACACUAGAAGGGGGGAAAAUAUUUGGAUGGGUGUCCCAACAUGGACUACAACAUAAUUUUACUUGUAAAUUUUUCAUGGGCAGAAUCAUGUUAUACUAACUAAAAAAAAAAUUCAAAUAAAUAUUUUGAUGUGAAAAGCCUUAUAAUACAACAUGAUUGUACUCAAGAAAAAUUUUCAGUACAAUCAUGAUCUUGUACUCCUCCGCAUGGAUGGACAUUAGGCUUCUCAGAUUUUUUAGAUAAAGAGAAAUGUCGAAUUUUAAUUGGAAUAAGUACGUCAGGUCUCCAUAUCUA
Messenger RNA from Phalaenopsis equestris, 830 nucleotides. Its product is annotated as non-specific lipid-transfer protein P5-like. Gene Ontology annotation, cellular component: membrane. The record is from RefSeq and is a predicted model, not a curated record. Gene Ontology annotation, molecular function: lipid binding. The transcript has 2 exons. The coding region runs from base 144 to 524 and encodes 126 amino acids. Gene Ontology annotation, biological process: lipid transport. NCBI's taxonomy places the organism in Eukaryota, Viridiplantae, Streptophyta, Magnoliopsida, Asparagales, Orchidaceae.